AUGGCGUACAUUACUGGGGCCGACUUGGACCGCGUCCUCGAGCGCAGAAAAGACAAGGACUCUCUCGGCGUGAAACUCGCUGCGGCGAUUGCGCUGAUCGAUGGCGUGCUGGAUGACUAUGGGGAGCAGGCGGUUGCGCUGAGCUUUAACGGUGGCAAGGAUUGCACCGUCCUCCUGCACCUCUUCGCUGCCGUCCUCUACGCGCGGCACAACACGCGUUCGCACCCAACCCCGCGCGCAGUCCCCCCCACGCCAACCGCCGCCCCGCGGCGCGACAAGCCCGUGCUCAACGCUUCCUUCAGGGCAUACGCAGAGGGCCAGGACGGCCCGCCGUAUGACGAGCCCAUGCUCAGCGCUUCCUUCCGGGCAUACGUAGAGGGCCCGGCCGCCCCACCGCCGCCGCUCCCUGCCAACGUCGCCGAAGGUGAACCGGCGAGGAGUGCAACGCACCACACGCCGGCACAUGGCUCUGCUGCCGCCGUCCCGUACCCUCCCAUCCGGAGCGUGUACUUUACGGCACCGAACCCAUUCCCCGCGCUCGAGACGUUUGUCAUCGAUUCGGCCACGCGGUAUGGGCUCGAUCUGUGGCGGUUUGGCGGAGGAAUGAAGAGCGCGCUGAGCGAGUAUCUUGGAUGUGGGGGAGGCAAGGACGUACGUGCCAUCUUGUUGGGGACCCGGCAAGGGGAUCCGAAUGGGAACGUCGCCGUGCUGGCGGCCACCGACCCCAGCUGGCCCCAAGUGCUCCGCGUCCACCCUGUGCUGGACUGGACUUACACCGAGGUGUGGCAGUUCCUGCGUGAACUCGGCGUGCCUUGGUGCAGCCUGUACGACGAGGGAUUCACAUCUCUCGGCUCGACACAUAACACUGCCCCAAACCCGCUGCUCAAAACGGACGCAGGUUACGAGCCAGCGUGGAAGCUGCAGGACCCGUCACAGGAGCGCGCGGGGAGGGGGGUGAAGACGACCUAG
This is a messenger RNA of Cutaneotrichosporon cavernicola, 969 nucleotides long. RefSeq lists its product as uncharacterized. Gene Ontology annotation, biological process: FAD biosynthetic process. The record is from RefSeq and is a predicted model, not a curated record. NCBI's taxonomy places the organism in Eukaryota, Fungi, Basidiomycota, Tremellomycetes, Trichosporonales, Trichosporonaceae. Gene Ontology annotation, molecular function: FMN adenylyltransferase activity. The transcript has 5 exons. Bases 1 to 969 code for a protein of 322 amino acids.